Propithecus coquereli (Coquerel's sifaka) is the source of this 992-nucleotide messenger RNA. RefSeq names its product SLAM family member 8 (gene SLAMF8). NCBI's taxonomy places the organism in Eukaryota, Metazoa, Chordata, Mammalia, Primates, Indriidae. The record is from RefSeq and is a predicted model, not a curated record. Bases 16 to 891 code for a protein of 291 amino acids. Gene Ontology annotation, biological process: regulation of B cell differentiation; leukocyte chemotaxis involved in inflammatory response. The transcript is spliced from 5 exons. Gene Ontology annotation, molecular function: signaling receptor activity.
UCCACUUGGCUUAGGAUGUUCUGGAUUUGGGUUGUCAAAGGCGUUUGCCUGCCUCUCUGGAGAAGGAUGAUCAUGUGGUCCCUGUGGGGUCUGCUUCUCUGGGAAGUUGCUGGUGCCCAAGUGCUGAGCAAGGUGGGGGACUCCGUGCUGCUGGUGGCAGAGCGCCCGCCUGGCUUCCAAGUCCGCGAGGCCAUCUGGCGAUCUCUCUGGCCUUCGGAGGAGCUCCUGGCCAUGUUUUUUCAGGGCUCCCUGGAGACUCUGUACCACUCCCGCUUCCUGGGCCGAGCCCGGCUGCACAGCAACCUCAGCCUGGAGCUCGGGCCCCUGGAAUCUGGAGACAGCAGCAACUUCUCUGUGCUGAUGGUGGACACGAGGGGUCGGGCCCAGACCCAGACUCUCCAGCUCAAGGUAUAUGACGCAGUGCCCAGGCCCGUGGUACACGUGUUCAUUGCUGUGGCAGGGGAUGCUCUGCCCCUCACGACCUGCCAGGUCUUUUUGUCCUGCUGGGCCCCCAACGUCAGUGACGUAACCUAUAGCUGGCGACAGGAGGGGACAAUGGACUUAGGUAUGGAAGCACACAGCCUCUUCACAGAUGGGCAGGUGCUGAGUGUUUCACUGGGACCGGGAGAAAAGGACGUGGCCUAUUCCUGUAUUGUCUCCAACCCUGUCAGCUGGGACCUGGCCACAGUCACCCCCUGGGAGAGCUGCCGUCGUGAAGCAGCACCAGGAAAGGCCUCCUACAAAGACGUGCUGCUGGUGGUGGUGCCGGUCUCGCUGCUCCUGGCCCUGGCUGGUCUCUUCUCUGCCUGGCACUGGGGCCGCUGCUCAGGGAAAAAGAAGGAUCUCUGUGCUGACAGAGUGGCUCCAGAGCCAGAGAACCCCCUUGUGUAGGAUCUGCCGUGAGGGACCACGUAAGCUGAAGCUUGCAUCACCAGGAACCCCACUGCCCAGGCACAUGAUGCUCUGGGGCAGAGCUGGUGUCUGGAAACCAC